This is a messenger RNA of Lycium barbarum (goji berry), 3134 nucleotides long. RefSeq names its product sister chromatid cohesion protein PDS5 homolog C. Bases 373 to 2760 code for a protein of 795 amino acids. Gene Ontology annotation, cellular component: nucleus; chromatin. NCBI's taxonomy places the organism in Eukaryota, Viridiplantae, Streptophyta, Magnoliopsida, Solanales, Solanaceae. Gene Ontology annotation, biological process: DNA repair; mitotic sister chromatid cohesion. The transcript is spliced from 20 exons. The record is from RefSeq and is a predicted model, not a curated record.
ACCAAAAGAAAAUAAGGGAUAUGAGACUACUCCUCAAUUGAGGAAAGCUCAUCUCCAUCCCUUGAAAAACUCUCCUAUUUCUCUCUUUCCAAAUGACCCACAUUAAAGAGAGAGCAGUAACAUUCCACGCCUUGAGCCUUCUUCUCCUAGCCCCACUCUUCCAACUGAACAUCAACUCUUUCACGGAUCUUGGCAUUACCCAAGAAACGCCAAACCAUCUAAAGAUUUCCCGCUAUAACCCCGUGGCUAGCUUGCAACGUAACAAAUUAUGAUCCACGUCCCCACCAUCCUCCUUACAUAGGAAACAGCAGCUUAAGUAGACAACCUUCCGUUUCCUAGGAUUCUCCGGGGAAAGUUGAAUCCAUAUUGAUAAUGGUGGGUCAACGCCCUUCUGAUUCGACGAGAAGCGCACUUCAACCUGUAAUGAAAGCAUUAAUUGGCAAUGAGCUUUUGAGCCAUAUGAACGAAGAUGUCAAAGUUUCAGUUGUCUCUUGUAUCACUGAACUUUGUAGAAUAACUGCCCCGCAGCACCCUUAUGAUAAUGAUAAACAAAUGAAGGAAAUUCUCCAGCAUACUGUAAUGGCAUUGAAAAAGUUAUCUGAUGUUUCUGGCCGCAGUUACUAUGCGGUGGUGAAAAUUCUUGAAAGUGUUGCUAAAUUAAGGGCCUGUGUGAUGUUAUUGGACCUUGAAUAUGACACUUUAGUUAUCGAGAUAUUCAAACUUUUCCUCGGGAUCAUCAGGCCCUAUCAUCCUCAUAAUGUAUUCACUAAGAUGGAGGAAAUCAUGACUCAGCUCAUAGAAGACAGUGAUGAACUCUCAGUAGAGCUUCUAUGGCCCCUUCUUGAUAGUGUCAAAAAGGAAAAUCAGAUUGCUUCACCAGUUUCAUCAAAAUUGGGGGAGAAAGUCCUGGAAGACUGUGCUGCCAUUGUUAAACCUUAUCUUGCAGAAGCCUUGAUGUCAAUGAGCUUAAAUCUUGAUGAUUGUGCUGAAAUUGUUGCCUCAAUAUGCAAUGAAAUUCCAAAAGGACAAGAAAUGAUGGCAAAUGAAAAUGCACCUGAUACUGUACAUCCUGUAAAAGUUGGUCCGUCCGAAGCUAAAUUUUUUGAGCCAGCACUGCAGGAUGACACUCACAGGGAGAAGCUAAAGGAUGCUUGUAGAACAAACAUCAUGAAACCUGACAAUCCAGAAGAUGUGCAACCAGCAACAAAUGCAGAAGUAGUUUCAAGGAGUAAUAAACUUACAGGUAGUAGUGGCCAGCGUUGUUCGGCAUCCAAAAAUCCUGAUAUUAUCAGUGGAAGUCAUGGUCAUUGGGGUCCACCCAAGAAAAAAGAGAGCCCGACAAAUGAGGAUGAUCACCUGGGUGUGUUAGUUCCAGCAGGAGAUGUGUCACAAUCCCAAGUCAAGAAAAAAGAUUCUCUUCAUUUAGGUCUCACCUCGGGAGAGAGAACCAAGGGCCCCCUAUGUGCCAAAAGAAAACGAGGAAGGGACUCAAGGAAGAUUGAGUCUGUUUCCAAUUGUGAUAGAGAGAGCAAAUCUGAAUUUAGCAUAAAAAAUGAAGAAGGAAACAUCAAGGAAAAGGAGCCAUCACUGCAACAAAUUGAUGGAAUGAAACAGCAGAACAACGAAUUUGCUAUUAAGAUACACAAUAUUGAAGAAUCUGGAGAUAAGGUUGACACCCGGACAGCUACUAAACUAUCAGACAGAGAUGAAAACCACUUAAACAAAUGUACUAAUUAUAAAUCCGGGAGGAAGUCGGCUACAGGGAAGCAUGAGGAUUCUAAAAGGCCUCGUACCAUUAAAGAUCAUGGUGAAGAACUGGUUGGCGCUAGAAUAAAAGUUUGGUGGCCAUUGGAUGAUGCGUUUUAUGAGGCAGUCAUUUCUUCUUUUGAUCCUGUGAAAAAGAAACAUAAGGUUGUAUAUGUUGAUGGUGUGGUAGCACACUUGACUCUACAAAAAGAACGAUGGGAGAUGCUUGAAGACAAUUCAUCUCAAAAGGUUGAUACGCACAGGAAGCAGCUAAAGGAUACUUCUGCUUCUGGAAUUAAACAGAAGAAGAAGAAGAAGAAAACUAAUAUUAAAGUGCACAAUAUUGAAGAAUCUGGAGAUAAGGACUCUAAAAGGCCUCGUACCAUCAAAGAUUACGGUGAAGAACUGGUUGGCGCUAGAAUAAAAGUUUGGUGGCCAUUGGAUGAAAAGUUUUACGAGGCAACCAUUUCUUCUUUUGAUCCUGUGAAAAGGAAACAUGAGGUUGUAUAUGUUGAUGGUGUGGUAGAACGCUUGACUCUACAUAAAGAACUAUGGGAGAUGCUUGAAGACAAUUCAUCUCAAAAGGUUGAUACGCACAGGAAGCAGCUAAAGGAUACUUCUUCUUCUGGAAUUAAACAGAAGAAGAAGAAGAAGAAAACUAAUAUUAAAGUGCACAAUAUUGAAGAACAUGGAGAUAAGGACUCUAAAAGGCCUCGUAUCAUCAAAGAUUACGGUGAAGAACUGGUUGGCGCUAGAAUAAAAGUUUGGUGGCCAUUGGAUGAAAAGUUUUACGAGGCAACCAUUUCUUCUUUUGAUCCUGUGAAAAGGAAACAUGAGGUUUUAUAUGUUGAUGGUAUUGUAGAAAUCUUGUCUCUACAUAAAGAACGAUGGGAGAUGCUUGAAGACAAUUCAUCUCAAAAGGACCAUGGAAUAGACUUUCAAGGCCUUGCUGUUUCAUCUGUUACGCUAAGUGAUACAACACCACCCCUGAAGACUUAUUUUAGAAGAAAGUGAGAAAGGGGAGACAGAUUUGGGAAGCAUUUGACCGAGUCCAAUUUCUUCAGAACUUUUCGAAGAGCAGGUGAGGUGAAACCAAUCAGCCAAAUCAAGAAGAAACAUCUCCUUGUUCCCUCCAGCAUGUCGCCACUAUCCAGCCCGCUAUCAUAUCAGACUUUACAGUUCGCUUAGUUGUUUGCUGUAAAAAGUAUGUAUCCUCUAUAUAUCUAGUUAGGAUUAGUCUUUGGGGCAUUUAAUGUGAGUAUGUUUUGAUAGUUGUAUCUGGGGGUUUUGUCCACUCCAUUCGGACAGAUUAAUUGGUUGUAAAUUGUGUUUUAAGAUUCUUGCACAAUAUAUAUUGCCAAUAGAACAGAGUCUGCUGGUAGCAUUUA